AGUACUUCCUCAUCCUGGCUGCUGUAUAGUGGCAGACAGCCGUUGCUCCUGGCCCUUCAGUUUUUUCGCCCUUUAGAAUCUGUUCGUGGAGCUCGGCAAAGGACGAAUAUUUUCAGUGAGCUGUGCCUCAGGGCACUCAGGCAGAGGCUAGGCUCUAGGACAACGUCCAGUAUCUUGACACGAGUAGUUUAGUUGACAGACAACCAUGCUGAAACCAGGGGCCACCAAGGUGGGGCUGCCAAAGCCGGGACUCCAGGAACGGGCGAAGCAAGCCUCCUUGUUCUCCUCCUCUUCCUCCACCACCUCCACAGCCAUGAAGACCUCCAGAUCCUCCAACAUGCUUGCCUCAGACCAGCGCCUCAGCAGGCUGAAAAGAGCGAGCAGCGACGAUGCCUUGACAAAGCCGGCACUGGGAGCUGCUGCCUCCGGCUCACGGAUGAAGAAGACUGUGACUACCGGAGCCAUUUCGGAUCUUGCCGAGGCCCGUCCUCGCAGCCUGUCUGGUGUUCAAGCUGCCAAGAGGUCCGGUAUCCCAGCCCCUAGGGAAAUCUCUUCUACCCUAACAAGAGACCGCAUCUCUCUGAAGGACCAGCUGAGGAGCUCCUCCACGAAGAGAAUGGUUUCUAGUGCCAGCACUUCCAGCCUCUCCACCCUGGCAAAGCAGACUCGCAGUUCAACCAAGUCCCGUGCAGAUGCAGAGGGCCAAGAAAGGGGCCUUCUGGAGUGCCAGGUGAAAGAGCUGCUGGCUGAGGCCAAGGCCAAAGACUUAAAGAUCAGCAAUCUCAGGAUGGAGCUGCAGCACUGCAAAGGUAAAGCCUCCUCUUCACCCUCAUCCAGCUCUGUCUCUCCCCAAGAGCCUACUGCAGAUCAAGAGCAGGGACAGGUGACGGAGGCCCUUGUUCUGGUUGGGGAGUUGAGGGAGAAGAACGGGAAGUUCCAGAGAGAGCUGGCAGCCCUCAGAGAGGAAAACCAGACGCUGAAGGAAAAGCUGCUUUGCUUGGAAGCUUCUCCGCUCUCGAGUACAAACACAAGCUCCCCCUCCAAGCCUUUGGUAAAUGGCCUGCCUUCAGACUCCAACUCCUCAGCUUCUCAACAAGAUAGCCCCCCCUCCACUGCCAGCCCACUCAAACAAUCUGUCUCCUUCAGCUCUGAUAUCACCAAGGACUCACCAUCACCCGACUCCUCAGAGUUUGAGAAGAUCACAUCAUGCUCAGAAUCAGUGAGCAGCGGUGAGGUUUUUGCAGCGGGAGCAGUAGCCAAUGCACACGGGCGGGAUGUGUCCGUGCAGCGUCUAACAGAACAGAUUCAUAAGAUGGAGGAGAACCACCACAGUACAGCAGAGGAACUGCAGGCGACUCUGCAGGAGCUGGCCGACCAGCAGCAGGUGGUGCAGGAGCUGACGGCUGAGAACGAGCGUCUGGCUGAGGAGAAGCGCCUCCUGCAGACCUCGCUUCAACAGCAGAGAGAACGUCAGGAGGUGCUGGCCCAGAAGAACGAGGCGCUGGCUGUCAGACUUCAGGAGCAAGCCCAAACUCAGGCCCAGAGGGAGGAGGAGCUGGGUAGCCAAGGGCCUCGGCUGUCCGAGCUGGAGCAGCGGUAUGGCGAUCUGGUGGAGAGCUCGCGCUUUGAACGGGAGAAGCUGGUGGACAUCCAGCAGCAGCUGACCGGGAGCCUGCGAGCUCUGGAGGAGGAGCACCAGGAGUCCCAGGGCCAGGUACGCUGCCUGAGAGAGGAGAUGAACAGACUGCAGGCACAGCUGGACAGGGAGCUGGAAGUCGGAGGUCAGGCGGCACAAGCUGCAGAGGAGCAGAGGGCGACAGUGGACUGUCUCAGACUGGAAAACAGUCGACUGAAGGCUCAGGUGGACAUAGAGAGGCAAAAGGUGGGUGAGCUGAAGGCCAUGCAGAGCGCCAGUGACAGCACUGAGCUGCAAAGCCUGCUGAAGACAGCCCACACAGAGAGAGACAGGCUGGAAGUGGAGCUGACGGAGCUGAGGGAAGAGCUGCGACAGGCCCAGGCCGAGGCUGAGCACGGCCGAGCCACAAUAUCCAAGGUGGAGGCCAAAUGCCAGCAGGUUCAGGAGUGGGCAGAGAGGAGGGAGCAGGAGCUCGGGGGCCAGGUGACUUCUCUGGAGGAGGCCGGGGUCCAGGCUGAGAACCAGGUGAAGGAGCUGAAGGAGACCAUCUUUGAGCUGGAGGACCAGGUGGAGCAGCAGAGGGCAGUCAACUGUCACACCAACCAAGCCGUCCUGGACAUGGAGAAUCUCGUCAAAAAGCUGGAGGAGCAAAAAGCUGAAGUGGAGCGACAACUGAAAGUCUUGAAUAGACAGAUGAGGGAUGAAAAAGAGGAAUGGCGCCGCUUCCAGGCAGAUCUCCAGACCGCCGUGGUGGUGGCCAAUGACAUCAAGGUGGAGGCUCAGCAGGAGCUGCGCGCCCUCCGGAGGCAGCUGCAGGAAGAGCAGGAUCGCAGCGCAAAGCUUUCUUCUGACCUGGAGGCCCUGCAGGGAGUCAGGUCCCAAGGUGAUGAGGUGAGAGUGUUCGACUCCGAUAGCAGCCGUCACUGGUGUGGCAUGUCCAUGGUCCCGACCACACCCACCGACGCCAGUGGAGAUGCCGAAACAGAGCCCGGAGCUACUGUCAAAUCCCUCAUUAAGUCCUUUGAUACUGUUGGACAGAAUGGACCAGGUCACACAGUUCAAAUGCAUUCCUCACCCAGAAGCCCGCUGAGUGGGAUUCCUGUACGCACCGCCCCCGCUGCUGCUGUCUCCCCGAUCCAGAGACAAUCAUACAUAAAGCCGCUGUCAAAGACAUUGGAGAAAAGGAUCAAUCAGGGAGAAUUCUCUCAUCCUCACGACAAGUUGUCAGGCUGCGGGGAAGACGUAAAACCUAACAGCCUCAUGAGGAAGAGCCCUUCACUGGAGUCUGUAAUUAAAACUCCCAUCUCCUUCAGCAGCCGCACAGCAUCCUUCAGCUACAACCGGGGCAACAGCAAACUCAGUGUGGAAAGAAAGGACCCCUUGGCUGCUCUGGCGCGGGAAUACGGAGGAUCUAAGCGAAAUGCUCUACUGAAGUGGUGCCAGAAGAAAACAGAAGGCUAUCCGAAUAUCGAUGUGACCAACUUCAGCAGCAGUUGGAGCGACGGCCUGGCUUUCUGCGCCCUCCUGCACACGUAUCUUCCUGCACACAUCCCUUACCAGGAACUCAUCAGUCAAGAUAAGGUCCGGAAUCUGACCCUGGCUUUCCAGGCCGCCGAGAGCAUUGGUAUCAAACCCUCCCUGGACAUCGGGGAGCUGAUGAAGACCGACAGGCCGGACUGGCAGAGCGUCAUGCAGUACGUCUCUCAGAUCUACAAGUACUUUGAGACCUGACCGGUGAGGAGGAGGAAGAGGAGGAGGACCUGGAGCCCGAUGAAGACUGGAGGCACCGCAGCACUUUUCUGCCCCGUCUGUCAGCACCACCUUCACCACACAUACAGACUUCUCGUGCUCACUGUUCCACACUAGAGACACGACGGAGAAGCAGUUCAGUUCCUGGGGAAUCAAACUGUCGUGAAGGUCAAAGUGUCAGCUGAGCAUCUGAUUCAAAGACAAGGGGAAGCAGACAAACUGAUUGUGGAUCAAAAUACGAUUCGAGCCUCAGAGCAGUUGACAGCACAGUUGAGAGAGAGGAUUAAUGACGGUACAAUCUUCUUAUCCCUUGAUAUUGAUUUUGAAAUAACCUCUUUUUUUAGAUAAUGUGACUUAAAUGCAUACAAUCUUUGUCACAAACUGUCUGAAAAUUUGAAUUUCCCAUCAGAUCAAAUGUCUCAGUUGCUCCUGGACUCAGUCCCCGUGCUACCCGGUGCCACCAACACUUAUUAUCAGAGCCGUUCGUGAAUCAAAACCUCCGUGGCAACGCCCUGACUUUUGUGCCAAGUCUUCUGCCAAAACAUGACUUAUUCAAGACGGUCAGAGUGUAGUGUUCGGUCUCGGCGUGACAUCACCUCUCACAAACCAGUGUGAACUCCACUUUUGUUAAAUUUGGCUUUUUGUUUUGCUGAAAUGUUGCUAAAAAGAAUGGACACAGAGUUCUCAUUGUAAACUAGCUGGAGUUUGAAGGUAUUUGAAAACGGACUGAGUUUGGGUUGAGCUGAAGCCUUUUUUAUUUUCCUCUUUAAUCCUGUAUCUUGGUUUGUCUUGGUUUAAAAAAAAAGAAGGAGAUAGACGAACCACGGCUGCCAUCUGUUAUGUGACAUUCAAAUGGUUUAAUACUACGAGAGCUGCUGAAUAGUUUUGUAGAAAUAUUUUUUAUGAAAACUGACUGAUCUCUAUGUUUGUGUUGUUCACUAAGGAUUGACUCGGAGCAUUGUACCGUAUCUGCUGUGUUGUUCCUCCAUCGAAAGUCUCUCCACCACUAUGGUACUGCAGCAGCUCUGCAAAAAAACACAUCUCUAUAUUUCGCAUGCCAUGUUAAAUUAUGAACGAGAGGGAAACUUGUACAUGUGAGAGCUGAGGCACAAGCGGGCUCUCUGUGGCGUGGUGUAGAUUGAGCCUCUGUUUGCAGAUGCCCUGGUGUUUUUGGGAGAUUAUUAAAGUGUUUAUUUAUUUAUUUACUAGACGUGCAUCCUGAAAAGUGAAAAAACGAGGACAGAAAUGCAUAAAGUUUUUUUUUAUUGCCAGAUGUCAGAUGCCUAUUGGAUGAAUAUUACUCAAUAAAGAAUUCUCAAGUUUUAUUUUCAA
Molecule: messenger RNA, 4717 nt
Organism: Scophthalmus maximus (turbot)
Lineage: Eukaryota; Metazoa; Chordata; Actinopteri; Pleuronectiformes; Scophthalmidae
Gene: specc1
Product: sperm antigen with calponin homology and coiled-coil domains 1
Exons: 15
Coding region: 206-3367 (1053 amino acids)
Biological process (GO): actin cytoskeleton organization
Cellular component (GO): filamentous actin; microtubule organizing center
Molecular function (GO): protein binding
Source: RefSeq, a predicted model, not a curated record